Ornithodoros turicata is the source of this 6525-nucleotide messenger RNA. It is a transcript of the gene msn, whose product is annotated as serine/threonine-protein kinase mig-15-like. The record is from RefSeq and is a predicted model, not a curated record. NCBI's taxonomy places the organism in Eukaryota, Metazoa, Arthropoda, Arachnida, Ixodida, Argasidae. Gene Ontology annotation, biological process: protein phosphorylation. Gene Ontology annotation, molecular function: ATP binding; protein kinase activity. Bases 259 to 3870 code for a protein of 1203 amino acids. The transcript is spliced from 27 exons.
GACUGCUUUCAGAGGCCUGACGGAUUGGGCAGAGUUGUUGAGUCGUGUGUGUGAUAAAGGCAGCGUGAAGAUGAAAUCCAAGUAGCGUACUUGUGUUUAGUGCCUGGAUUCUACUACUUUUGGAUACCGAUGUGACAUUUCACCGUGGAAGCGUUUUGUGCAUGUGAAACCAACGCCCAUCUUGGUGAAUUUCUGCGAGAUAUCGAGGAGCUACACUUCAGCUGGGGAGGGUUUUUUACCCCCUGAGCAGCGUUCAUCAUGGCGCUCACACAGCCCAGUGUCAAUUGUAGCUUGGACGACAUCGACCUUAACAGUUUAAAGGAUCCAGCUGGAAUAUUUGAGCUCAUUGAAGUCGUCGGCAAUGGCACAUACGGACAGGUGUACAAGGGCCGCCACACAAGGACGGGUCAGCUCGCAGCCAUCAAGAUCAUGGACGUCACAGAAGAUGAAGAAGAGGAAAUCAAGCUAGAAAUUAAUGUUCUCAAAAAGUAUUCUCAUCACCGUAAUAUUGCAACAUACUAUGGGGCCUUCAUUCAGAAGAGCCCCCCUGGCAAGGAUGACAAGCUGUGGUUGGUGAUGGAAUACUGUGGUGCUGGAUCUGUCACGGAUCUCGUGAAAUCCACGAAGGGGCAGUCUUUAAAAGAAGAGUGGAUAGCUUACAUCUGUAGGGAAAUUCUCAGGGGUCUUAGUCAUCUACAUGCCAACAAGAUCAUCCACAGAGAUAUCAAGGGACAGAACGUGCUGCUCACAGACAAUGCGGAAGUAAAACUAGUGGACUUUGGUGUUAGUGCUCAAUUAGAUCGAACAAUUGGAAGACGGAACACAUUCAUUGGAACUCCUUAUUGGAUGGCUCCGGAAGUGAUAGCCUGUGACGAAAACCCUGACGCAACUUACGACAACAGAAGUGAUUUGUGGUCCCUGGGUAUCACAGCUCUCGAAAUGGCAGAGUCCCAGCCACCGCUCUGUGAUAUGCAUCCAAUGCGAGCGCUGUUCCUGAUUCCGAGGAACUCUCCUCCACGAUUGAAGUCUAAAAAGUGGAACAAGAAAUUCCACAGCUUUAUAGAGACGGUGCUGGUGAAGGACUAUCAGCAGAGGCCUUACACAGAACAGCUGCUCAAGCACCCUUUCAUCCGCGACCAGCCCACAGAGCGACAGGUCCGUAUCCAACUGAAAGACCACAUGGACCGCUGUCGGAAGCACAAGAUGGCUGCCAGCGGCCGUGGGGGUGUAACGAGCGCUGCUGGGGAGGAAUACCAUUACAGCGGCAGUGACGGAGAAGACGAGGAGACUGGCCCAUCGGGUGACACCAGCUCGGGGGAUCCUGCACGCCAGGACUCGACGCUCCGCCGGAACUUCCAGCAACUGCAGCAGUCGCGUGACAGCGGAACGCUGACACCGCAGGGAGGUCCACCGAGCAAAGCCCCUGUCCCACCACCUGCUGGAUUUGGCGCCGGCUUCGUUCCCCCACCAAAGAGUUCUGCGUCGCAACAACCUCCAGAACUCCCUCAGAGGCCACCCCCUGUACCUCCACAGAGGGUUAUAGUUGUACCUGACCCACCGCCCCCGAGCAAGCCCCUCCCCCCGAUACCAGUGGAGGAAGAACGAAAGCCAGCCACGCCCCCCAGAAACCACCAGGCACCUCCCGCUCCCGCAGCUCGGGGUUCUGGUCACUUCCAGCAGCAGAAUCGGCGACCCGAGGAAUUAGAAGUGCUUGCUCAACAACUCAACGAAUUAGCGGCGGGAGGCGGGAACGCCAGGGCCUCCUCUGGCAGCGGGCGAGGCAACGCGGCUCCCCGUGUCAACGGCAACACCCCCAACGCUCACCAGUACCAGGAAGGCGCAGCUUCGGACUCCGAUGACGACGACGAAGAUGGCAUCAUACAGAACGAUGGCACACUGCUCGCUUCUGACCCGCCUCGGCCUUUACCUCCCGAUGGGUACAACCAGGACACGCUUCGCAACAUAUCAAGGGACAAUGACCCCUGUCAGGCCCCCAAUCGACCGCUCCCUCCGACACCUGACGAGGAAGAGGCCAAUGGGAGGAAUGACGGCACGUUGGUCAUGCGAAGGGUUACAACCGCGAGUACCACCAGCACAGCCACCGCAGUCACCACCGCAGUCACCACCACAGUAGCCAAUGGCCACAGCAGUAGUAGCAAACACAAUCACCACCAGCAAACCAAAUCCGUUGAGCUAGCACCUCAGCCCCACCCCCAGCCUAGUAAACGAACGCAGAGCAACAGCGAGAAAGAUCGCAGUCGAGACAGGCCGCACCAUCACCAGCGGCGCAAAGAGUCGUCUGCUUCGAACAUCGAAACGCGCGAGCAGAGGCGCUCGGAACGGAAGCAGUCGCUACCACUGUUGCCAGAGAAAAGCGAGCGGUCUCCAACGGCGGUGGCCGAGUGGCUCAUCAAGCAUUCGGCUUCACCUUCUUCUUCCGCAAAUGCCACACCCAUUCCAGCACCAAGGGCGGAUCGUUUACCGUCGAAGGACGAAGGAAGCCGCAGCGGAGAGUUGUCCAACCGUAACAGCGGAGUGCACUUAGGGCAGAAGGACGGCGGCAGCAAUAAGAACAACCGAAGCGACCACAGCCGCUCGGAGCUGUCUCAGAGCUCUUCCGGUAAUUUGGCCGGAUCGCGAUCCAGUGGAGGCGAGCUGCCGGAUCUUUUGCCACGUCAUGCUUCUCAGCAGUCACGGCAGGACAAGUCUACGUCGGAAGAAUACCGGCAGGCGAUUAACAAGACUCCGCCUCAGUUGCAGCUGCAACAGAAGCAGCGCUCCUUCCUGACGUUUGGUUUCAGCGCCGGGGGCACGCCCCCGACCCCGUCGCCCCGACGAGAGUCUCACGUCAAUGUCAACGUUACUCCAACGUCGCACGAGGCUGCAUCCAACACUCCGGAGAUCCGCAAGUACAAGAAAAGGUUCUACUCGGAGAUACUCUGUGCUGCACUAUGGGGAGUGAACCUGCUUAUUGGCACAGAGAAUGGUCUGAUGCUGCUGGAUCGCAGCGGCCAGGGGAAGGUGUACCAGCUGAUCUCACGCAGAAGGUUCCAGCAAAUGGAAGUGCUCGAGGGACAGAACAUCUUGGUCACCAUCUCGGGCAAGAAGCAGCGGGUGCGCGUCUACUACCUCUCGUGGCUCAAGAGCAAGAUUCUGCGCACUGAUGCACAAGUUGAGAAACGCAACGGUUGGAUCAAUGUUGGAGACCUUCAUGGUGCUGUGCACUUCAAAAUAGUGAAGUACGAGCGCAUUAAGUUCCUGGUGAUAGCUCUGAAGGACAGCAUAGAGAUCUAUGCAUGGGCACCCAAGCCAUAUCACAAGUUCAUGGCCUUCAAGUCCUUUCCCGAGCUCACACACAAGCCGCUGGUUGUCGACAUGACCAUCGAGGAGGGCAUUCGCCUCAAGGUUGUGUACGGAUCAACCCAGGGUUUCCACGCAGUAGACCUUGAUUCAGGAGCUGUCUACGAUGUCUACAUUCCUUCACAUAACCAGGGCCAAAUAACGCCACACACGAUAGUCACGUUACCAAACUCCAAGGGCAUGCAGCUGCUGCUUUGCUAUGACAAUGAAGGAGUUUAUGUGAAUAUAUAUGGUCGAGUCAGCAAAAACAUUGUCUUGCAAUGGGGAGAGAUGCCCACCUCAGUCGCGUACGUGGGAACAGGGCAAAUCAUGGGUUGGGGCAACAAAGCAAUUGAGAUACGAAGCGUGGAAUCUGGCCAUUUGGAUGGUGUCUUCAUGCACAAGAAGUCUCAGAAGCUCAAGUUCCUCUGUGAAAGGAACGAUAAGGUGUUUUUCUCGUCAGCUAAGGGCGGUACCUCCUGCCAAAUCUACUUCAUGACCCUGAACAAGCCAGGCAUGUCCAACUGGUAGAACAAGAUUCUCCUCACUGUCUCUGCUACACUGUCCUCCCCCCCAACCCUGCCGCCCCUUCUUCGCACUCUCUGCCCGUGUGUGUGUCUUUUGAAGAAAGGAAGUGCAAAGGCUCCUGCAAGUUUGCCUGCCCAAUCUCUCCUUUGUCUUUUACCCUCUCCACAUUCAGGAGAGGGAAAUUUGAGUUACAGGGAAUGAGGACCAACUGUGGUGUGAAGGCCCUUUUCUUCUUCUUCUUCUUCUUUUACCCAGGCCACUGUUAGUGAUUUUGGUUGUUUCAGAAUGGGUCCCCAUCAUUGCCGCGAAGUUGCAGAGCUCAGUUGUGUUCAGUCGUGUAGUACUGUUAGCUUGACGUGAUGUCUCCGUCAAGUCGCAUUUCGCGGAGCAUUUUUUAACGCGGCCUAACUUUAUAAAGACAGAAGAUGAUACAAUCUUUAUUAUCAAAAUUACACGAAGGAGACACUCUUCACACUUUGGCUUGCACGCUUCAUUCGCAUACGUACCUGUGGACGAUGCACUCUCGUGCAGAGGCAGCAUAUUAUUUUCAUACUUUUAGAUAUAUAAUUUUUAAUUAUUAUUAGAUACGCAGGUAUGCCAUUUUUUUUAUAUAUGUUCGGUUUUUUCAUGUGCUCCCUUUCGGGGCUCUUGGGUGCACCAACAUUAAAGGUGCACUAAAGUGCAAAAUUUUCUCUUAACAGUAUAAAAGAAGCUGUUACUUUGACACCAACACAAAAAGGAAUGCGAUUCAUCCGUUGCGUGGUUCGUGAUUUAUGCAGAGCUUUUAUUUUCUUUUUUUGCUUUCAAAUCAUGUAUGAUGCAACAGAUGAAUCCCGUUCCUUUUGUGUUGUUGUGGAGGUAACAGCAUCUUCUAUUCCGCUAAGAGAAAAUUUUUCACAUUGGUGCCUCCUUUAAGGUGUUUUAUCUGCAAAGUCGCGUAAACUCUAAAUAAGACUAUAGCACAUUUCCGAUAUAUUCCUUGCACACCGUGAAUUUAAUCUCUAAAUACAAAUUUUUAUUUUAGAUCCUGAUUCUAAACAUUUAAAUCUCACUUCGAAGAUAAGAAAUAGUAGUGACGAAAAGCGACGACGCUUCGACUGUGACACAACUGAACUCUCGGAUGCGAGGUUGAUUUAGUCUUCCGAGAGUUGACUUUUCUCAACGUUGCUUUUCUUCUCUUUUUUUGGUGCAAUAGUACGUCACUGUUUGUCUUUCUGUCUUUGUCAGAAUUUUUAGGAAAGCAAACUCUGAGUGUUUUUUUAGGUCUUUUAAGAUUGUGUUUUUUUUUUUACUUGGGCCAAGGCGUCUGACAUGUACAUAGGUAGAUAUCCUUUGUUUGUAGUCUGUUGUUUUCAUUCUGUGUUCUAAAAAGCCGUGUUGUGCACUAUACCUGUAGCUGGUUUGAACGCCCGGAGCUGACCUAAUUAAGCCCUUGGUAUUUAUUGUGUAUAUACAUAUAGAUAAAUGCGUACAUAAUUAUAUACGAAAUAGGAGAGCCCAACGAAUAUGUGCGCUCUCACCUUUUGGUACACGAGAUGCUACACAAAAAAAGGACAACCUGCUUUGCAGAGCCCGUGACUUUUGUAGUGGCAAAAUCUGGACUCCUCCGUUCUUGUGUGUAUCGUUUUACCCUUUACUGCUGGAACAUUUUUUUUUCUUCUUCUUCGUCUUCUGAUUUUAGUUUUACUGUGCUAGUCUGCCCUCACGUUUUUUUUUUUUUUUAGCUAGUUCAGAUCUUUUUAAAGGAGUGUCCCAAAGUGCUUCAAUGUCUAUGCUGGAAUACCAUCAGAGAAGCCAGACUACAUUUUUUUUAUAUAUACGUAUAUGUCUGCCUUUAGAAAUGACGACGAAAAGGCACCGUUUUCUAUACUUUGUUUCGUGAUAGCGUUAUGGAUCUGGUAGAGCAGGCAAAUCAACCGAUGAAUCGUCUCCAGACUGUAGAGGAGCUCUAAAGUGGAAAUUAGUAUCUUCUCCUGUUGUGUUGUCAGUUGUUGGGGGCCGACAAACAGAGCCGAGAAACAAGACAAGGCGUAGUGGAGCACGACAUUAUAUUUACCCUCUACCCCCCCCCCCCCCCCUUCUUGUUGGAAACACCAGCUCAUUAUAUGAUGUUUAACGAUAGUGCCAAAGUUUUUUAUACGACAUCUUGUAGGUUUUGUGAGGCUUUUUUGUUCAGUAACCGUAGGCCUGGGUUUCUGGCUUGCAUCGAGGCAACGUUGAAUAGUCAAGAACGUUUUGUACGACCUGUGUACGUGUACAUAUACCUCUACCGUGCUUACUUUUGAGAACCCCUUCAAGUGGAGUUGUGCCACAACAGUGGACUUAUAUAUAUAUAGAUCAUCUUGGGGCAACAUGUACUACCUGUACCCACCACAAGCAAAAGCAACAUUGUACAAUGUAUAACAAUAUCUAGUGCUAUUCCCCCCCCCCCCUCCCCAGAGCUUUCUCACUUUUUUUUUUUUUUUUUUUCACGAGGACGCUGUGUGUUGUGUCACUACUAUACGAUGAGGAGCUUGCAGGCAGGAAGGAAUGUGUGGAAGGUGAUUGCCGUUUCCUGUGACAUUUUUCUGAAAUACGAUGAUGAGAGGCUGUAACAUACACAUUUUAUAUGUUCUGAAUGCUCUAGUGAUUCUUUGUCAAUAAAAUUUUACAAAUUUU